UUUUCCUUUCCUCCUUUUCUAGUCCUCUCAUUGUUCUCCCAACCUAACAAUAUAUUUUCCAUCUCAAUAAUUUAUCUCUAUUAUUUAGAAUUUUAAUCUACUAUCAUUCUCUCCUCGGUGGUUGGUUGCUCAACUCGCUCGCUGGUUCCUGUAACUAUGGCAUUCCGAGUAGGAGGGGGAAAUGCCUCUUCUGGCAUGGGUGUUGCUGAGCAUAGUGUAAGCACAUACCUGGAGCUGCAGAGGAAGAAAGUACAUCGCUAUAUCAUUUUUAAGAUUGAUGAGAAAAAGAAAGAAGUUGUGGUUGAGAAGACAGGAGGCCCUGCUGAGAGCUAUGAUGAUUUCACUGCCUCCUUGCCUGAGAAUGAUUGCCGAUAUGCUGUCUAUGACUUUGACUUUGUAACUUCUGAGAACUGUCAAAAGAGCAAAAUAUUUUUCAUCGCAUGGUCUCCUUCUGUAUCCCGGAUUCGUGCAAAAAUGCUGUACGCAACAUCCAAGGACAGGUUCAGACGGGAAUUGGAGGGCAUACAUUAUGAGAUUCAGGCAACAGACCCUACAGAGAUGGAUCUUGAAGUCCUCAGGGACCGUGCAAACUGAGAAUAAGCUGGGCUCAAGGGCUCACGUUUAAAGGGUGUCCUUAGGAUAUCUCUGAAACAACCUGAAGGAUUGCUCUUUAUUUGACUUGUUCCUUGAACUUCUAGUUUACUGUGUUGUCUGUCUGUUUCGAUGCAUCGCAUAUGAAUAGCUUACUUAGGAAGUAAAUAACCCACACCUGUGAAGGCUGAUUAGGGGCUCCUGGGCCUACAGACCCCAUAGCUGGGGGAAUUGGAGCUCUUCCUUACUGUGAUGCUUCUCGGGUGCAUAUUACUACUUUGAAUAUUGAAAAUUGGACUUGUAUUCUAUGGAAUCAAUGUUUAUGUUGAUGGGGACAGCUAACUAUCAGCUUGGGCGGAAGCUUGAUGCUGCGUUUUUUGGGGGUGUAGAGUUUGAUGAUAAUAUAAUGGAAUGUUAGACAGCGGAAGUGUGGGGUGACGACUGACGAGUGUGUAAAUGGUUAUGAAUUGUGUUCUUUAUGGCCAACUAUAAAGUUUGUGUUCGGAUCAAAAGAAAA
Molecule: messenger RNA, 1108 nt
Organism: Neltuma alba
Lineage: Eukaryota; Viridiplantae; Streptophyta; Magnoliopsida; Fabales; Fabaceae
Product: actin-depolymerizing factor-like
Exons: 3
Coding region: 157-594 (145 amino acids)
Biological process (GO): actin filament depolymerization
Cellular component (GO): actin cytoskeleton
Molecular function (GO): actin binding
Source: RefSeq, a predicted model, not a curated record